AAAUCAUUUAUCUUCUUAGUAAAAAAAAUAAUUUAAAACCCUAAACCAACAAAACUCAGAGCUCCAUCAAAUAAAACCCUUGGCUCUUUAUCAGAGACAAACUGAACUGAACCUCGCCGGACAACGCAAACGGCCUUCGUCGCCGGCAACCAGAAACGGUUCAUCCACAUGACACCAUUGUUAGGGCGUAGGGUUAAUAAAAUUGAAGGGUUGGUUUCCCUUUUAAAUUCUAAACAAAUUUUGUCAUCAUGGCUUAUUACUAUGCGCCAUUUUAGCUUUAAUGAUAAUUUCCGUGGCGGUAACAUCAAACAAGCCGCCAACGGAAAAUCUGACGAUGAAUUUUUUCGUCAACGGGGAGACACGAAUUUUAAUGAGAAUGGUGGAAAUAGAAACGAGGAAGGGUUUGAUAUUCGACAGCGUUUGGAGGAAUCGAGUCAAACUAGGGUUUUGAGAGGUCAAAAGCCUAUUAAUCAACCACAUUCGAAUUCCCAGGAAUUUAAUCGAAGUGGCCGUCGUCCAAGAUUUGAUGGAAAUCGUGGAAAUAAAUCUUCACAAAUUGAUCUUGGAUUUCAGGGUAGAAAUGCUGAUGAAACUGGUAGAGAUGGUGGUCAUCGUGGCAAUAAAUCUCCACGAAUUGAUCUUGGAUUUCAGGGAAGAAAUGUUGCUGAAACUGGUAGAGAUGGUGGUCAAUCAGGAGAUAGUUUCCUUGAUAAGUUUAAGUUUGAUUUUGAUGAUAAAAUAGGGAGUCAGUCAGAUGUUGAAGCAAGCAGCCAAUUGGAAGAAGCGAGAGCGGUGAAUUCGUCAAAUUUCAACCAACCAGCGCAAGAGUCUAUGCCUCAAGAUGCUGAUGCGAUUUUCAAUAAGAUGAAGGAAACUGGUCUUAUCCCAAAUGCAGUGGCCAUGCUUGAUGGUUUAUGUAAAGAUGGUAAUUUUCAAGAAGCUUUGAAGCUUUUUGGUUUGAUGCGGGAAAAGGGAACAAUUCCGGAUAUUGUCAUUUACACUGCUGUAGUGGACGGAUACACAAAGGCACACAAGGCUGAUGAUGCUAUCAGGAUUUUCAGGAAAAUGCAGAGUAAUAGCAUUUCACCAAAUGCUUUUAGUUACACUGUUCUUAUACAAGGACUCUACAAAUGUAGCAAAUUACAUGAUGCUGUUGAAUUUUGCGUUGAGAUGUUAGAAGCAGGCCAUUCUCUAAAUGUGACGACUUUCGUUGGCUUGGUAGAUGGUUUCUGCAAGGAAAAUGGUAUUGAAGAAGCAAAAGGUGUUAUCAAGACAUUAAUAGGAAAGGGUUUUGCUUUUGAUGAGAAAGCUGUUAGGGUGUUUUUGGACAAGAAAGCACCAUUUUCACCCUCCAUUUGGGAGGCCAUCUUUGGGAAGAAAGCUCCACAGAUACCAUUUUAAAUAUAUUUGGAGACUGUGUAAGUUUUUUUCUUCUUCUUGAUUCUUGUACUCUUUUGCCAGACUAUUUUCAUGUCAUUGUGUAAUGUACGAUUACUAUAGGUGCACCUAUUUAAAUUUUCUAAAGAAGGUUCAACUAGUUUGCCUGCUAUUUGAAUAGGCAAAUGAUAUUAGUUAUGUUAGUAUUGUUUCCUUCAUAAGAAUUUGAACCCCAGUUUGUUAAUUCAUUCAACUCGUUUAAAUCCUCUGGCUAGUUUGCUGUUUA
Molecule: messenger RNA, 1663 nt
Organism: Medicago truncatula (barrel medic)
Lineage: Eukaryota; Viridiplantae; Streptophyta; Magnoliopsida; Fabales; Fabaceae
Product: pentatricopeptide repeat-containing protein At4g38150
Exons: 2
Coding region: 169-1401 (410 amino acids)
Molecular function (GO): protein binding
Source: RefSeq, a predicted model, not a curated record